AUGGCGCCGCCAGCCUCCAGGAGCUCCCCCUCGCGAGCUUCCUCUCGCGCCGCCUCUCUUCCUGCUUCUCCUCGUCGCCACCAACCGCUGCUCCGCCUCCCCUCUGCUCCCUCCGUCCCGGCCGUCGUCGACCUCAUCUCGGCCUCGCCCGUCGCCUCUGCUGUCCUCCUCGACGUCCUGCUCGUCCUCGCGUGGGACUUGGACGAGGAUGAUGGUUGGGGGAAGAGGAGGAAGAUAGACUAUACUUUCGACGACCCGUACGAUCGAGCGUAUGGUGACGACGAAGAGUAUGAGUAUGUCUCUGGGGAAGAUGUGGAUGUGGACCGCGGCAACUUCGCCUCCUUCAAAGAGAAGGAAGAGGAGAAGAUCAGGGUCAAGGGCGUGGAUUACUACUACAAGAGCAGGACCAAAACUUGGCGCUGCCCCUACUGCACCACCAAGCCAAAGCCAAAGUCCGGCCACUUCGUUCACCUUCUAGCUCAUGCAGAAGAUGUGGCCAUCCACGGCGAGGACUACAAGAUCAUGGGGCAGCAUGCUGCCCUAGCCAAAGUCAUGUCUCCCCUUCCCUGAUGUUAUGAUGUUAUGAUGUGUUUUAAGUACUUUAGGUUGUUUGCUGAACUAUGUGGGUGAACUAUGUUUGUGAACAAGAUGUGGGUUACCUUUUGGUGGUUGGAUGAAUUUUAUAUGCAUGUGGCUAUCUAUGUUGGGUAUUUUUGUGUUUUUAAAUUUAUCUGCUAUGAUUUGUUUCAGUGUUUUGAAAGUUCAGGUGUUGCAAUGAUCACACAUAUGCUGCAAAUAUGCUGCAAUCCAUCAUUUUAUCAAGGGUUCCCUUUUAUCAAAUAUUCCAAUAAUAGAGCAAAAGACAACAUUAAUAUAAAAACUAUAGGCCAAGUUUAUAAUUUUUGAAUUAAUCUUCAUAUUUUUACAUUUUCUUUUGAAAACAUAUGCUUUAAUAUAAAAACUAUUAAAA
Messenger RNA from Aegilops tauschii subsp. strangulata, 970 nucleotides. Lineage: Eukaryota; Viridiplantae; Streptophyta; Magnoliopsida; Poales; Poaceae. The record is from RefSeq and is a predicted model, not a curated record.